GAAGAACACUGAUGAGGUCCGGCACUUCAUUAGAAUGCUGUUCCGAACCUUGCAACACACAAUAGUAGCUCUUACCUCUGAUGGCUUGGGUCCUGGGAGGAAAAUAAAAAAGGAGGGAGAUUGAAAAGUCCAAACCACUGUAAGUUGACCGACCUUGGCUCCGCCGCAACCCCCGCUACUAGGAGCUUCUACUUUUGCAGCUGCAGCUGCACACAAACAUUAUGCUAACCAGUGGCAAGAGUUCAUCCAAACCAGGAAGAGAACUCCCUAAAAUGGAAAAAGAUAAAUGUAUUCCUUGCAUUCUUUAUGCUGUGGAUUCUCCAUGCAGUUUAUAUGGUUUAAUGGACGCAUUGAGACGUUCACCGUGUGGCUGUCGUAUGUCAUUAAAUGGAAUGGUACAGUCCUGUUAGUCAUCUUCACUAUUGUCAUUCCCCGAGGCCUCUGGUGAACAAUGGUUGCACAUUCCACAGCGCACUCCCGAGCUAUCCGAUGAAUUUCAACUGUAUAUGUGGCCGGCAGUGACCACAGGGGGGGUUAUAAUAUAUAUAUAUAAAUACAUGAAAUACAAUCUCGCCACAUCAAACUCCCUCAGUUUUCAAUUUGUUUGGAAUGAGUAAUAGCGCUGGUGUAGAGCAGAGUGCGGCGUUGGUCUGUGCAAAUCAGAACAACAAAUAGGGACAGACAAGUGGCAGCCAUCCGUAAAAAAGUUGCUGCAUGUUACGCUCUUGUCGAGAGUGCAACGUACUGGUGUCUACUUUUAAACUCCUUGUACUCUGCUGCUUCGGAUAAGCGAGCUUUUACUUCCGUAGUAGUACAUAUUGUAUGAGUGACCUUUUUUUUCAGCUCCCGAUGAGUGUGCUUUUGGAAAGGUCUGAAAAAUGACUGCGGUUACUGGAAUUCCAUUCAUUCAUUCAUUUUCUACCGCUUUUUCCUCACGAGGGUCGCGGGGGUGCUGGAGCCUAUCCCAGCUGUCUUUGGGCGAGAGGCAGGGUACACCCUGGACUGGUGGCCAGCCAAUCACAGGGCACAUAUAGACAAACAACCAUUCACACUCACAUUCACACCUAUGGACAAUUUGAAGGCGCCAAUUAACCUAGCAUGUUUUUGGAAUGUGGGAGGAAACCGGAGUACCCGGAGAAAACCCACACAUGCACGGGGAGAACAUGCAAACUCCACACAGAGAUGGCCGAGGGUGGGAUUGAACCCUGGUCUCCUAACUGUGAGGUCUGCGCGCUAACCACUAGACCGCCGUGCCGCCCUACUGGAAUUCCAGUACAGCAAAAAUUAAGAUUAAGAUUAAGAUUAAGAUAUUCCUUUAUUCGUCCCUCAGUGGGGAAAUUUGUAUUGCACAGCAGCAAGAGUACAGAAUCAGUUAAGCAGUACAAAAUACACAAUAUAGAAAAAUAAACAAUAUAAACAACUCAAGUAUUAACAAAAUCAACAGUUUUUCCCAGAGUUAUAUACAAAUACAGUAUGUAGAUAAUAUGAAACGAGAUGAAAUAUAUGACCAGUCUAUACACUGAGAUUUUGUUAGAGAGUUAAUAUGAGGCAUUAUGGAAAUACUUCACAUAGAACUUAGAACUUAUAUUGCAUUUAGAGCCCUUAAUAUUGCACAUGGAGAUUGAUCAGAUAUUGCACAGUGAAUGGGAGUAAUCUGGAGUAACUAUACUUAGUAUAAAAACAAGUAUUGCACAAAUGUACAUAGUGGUGUAGAAGUCUAUUGGGAGCAGUGCUGGUUGUACAGCCUGACAGCUGCAGGAAGAAAGGAAGAAAAUACUUCUAAUACUGAUAUUGUACUGUGUGACAAAGAUUAUGUGAAAGAUGUACAAUACUGAAGUAAUAAUACAUUAUAAGUUAAAUGUAAUAAAAUGUCAAAAGUUGUUGAUUUAUCACCAAUAGUAUGGCGUAUAGUCUGGGCAUUGUUUGAACCUUAGCGAUUAAUUGAGAAUCUGAGAUUUGUGCUUUUGAGGUAGUCAGUAACUUUAGGUAAAAAGUACAUGAAGUGAAUCCCUUGAAGUUCUCAGAGUUAACAAACAAGUCCUUUGAAACAGACCUCAGACCAGACUAGUUUCUAAAUGACUUCCAUCAGAAUCUGGUACAGUUACGGGAGUACUUUGUGUCUUCUGAAUUCAAAAAGUGUCUGUGACGUUCUAAGAAAGUUCCGAUGAAGAAGUGGCCAGCUGCAGGCCUCUGUUGUUUAGGCCACAAUAGAACACUCUCAACCUUUUUUUGCGGUCUCAAGCAUCUGCAUUCUGUAGUCCAGACGUGAAUAAUCAUUUGAGUCGAUCCCAGCACUUCUGUUUCAGACUAUGACCUUGCUUGAAUGUCAAACAUAUCCAUCGUUCAACCAUACUUUUUUUUUUUCAGGAACACAGAUUGAUGGUUGUUUAAUAGCAGGUCAACUAUGAACACUCACUGUUCUGUGCAAAAAAUAUUUUACCAUCACAAGAUGGACAACAAAGUUGAUUGAUGCUUAUUUUUGGGAAGACAAAUAAUUCCUACUUUCAACUAGCGAAACCUGUAUUAAAAAAAGGACCUUCUUUGGAAAAAUUGGAAGGACCUCGGAUGACUCUGGUUUAAGUCUGCAUAUUCAUUUCAUACCAAAUUUAAGGAAAAUGUUAUAUGACUUGAAUCUUUCCAUGGUGUCCCAACUCUAUAAUAACCACUAACCUCUUGUUAGUAGUGUCCCAAAUACAAAAGCACACUCACUCAACUAAUGUAAAUAGUUGUCAUUGGGGUUCGAACAUUGCUCCCUUGCUCUAUCACAUUUUUUCACAAAUUAAUUAUUUAAUAAAUAACUGCUUUUUCCUUGUUGACUUAUUAUUAUGCCUAUUAUUAGUAAAAAAAUGUAGAUGUCGUACUGUGGUCACUAGGAUUCAGUAAUGUUACACUGAUUAGACAUUACAUUAGAUUACAGCACAUUAACGUUGCAUGGAGGCAGCCAUCACAUGUCUGAAAUGAUAGAGUGAAAAAAAAAGUUAUCCUCUCAUUUUGUGUGGAAGUGGUAGUUUUUUGGCUUCUUACUUUGUCUUUCUUCUCAAGUAAAUCUGAGUUUAGAUGGUUAGAUGGUUUUUACUUUGUCUUUCUUCUCAAGUACAUCUGAGUUUAGAUGGUUUGGGUUUCCUGUGUAGAUGUAGUACUGUGGUCACUAGGAUUCAGUAAUGUUACACUGAUUAGACAUUACAUUAGAUUACUGCACAUUGACACUACAUGGAACCAGCCAUCACAUGUCUGAAAUGAUAGAGUGAAAAAAAAAUAAGUUAUCCUCUCAUUUUGUGUGGAAGUGGUAGUUUUUUGGCUUCUUACUUUGUCUUUCUUCUCAAGUAAAUCUGAGUUUAGAUGGUUAGAUGGUUCUUACUUUGUCUUUCUUCGCAAGUACAUCUGAGUUUAGAUGGUUUAGGUUUCCUGUGUAGAUGUCGUACUGUGGUCACUAGGAUUCAGUAAUGUUACACUGAUUAGACAUUACAUUAGAUUACUGCACAUUGACACUACAUGGAGCCAGCCAUCACAUGUCUGAAAUGAUAGAGUGAAAAAAAAAAGUUAUCCUCUCAUUUUGUGUGGAAGUGGUAGUUUUUUGGCUUCUUACUUUGUCUUUCUUCUCAAGUAAAUCUGACUUUAGAUGGUUCUUACUUUGUCUUUCUUCUCAAGUACAUCUAUAGGGGUGUUGUUUUAUGUCUAGAGGGCUCUAGUCAUGGUACAAACUUAAAAAAAAAAGAUUUCUAUGCUCUAUAUAAAAAAAACAAACAAAAAAAACACAUUAGUUAGGAAACCUGGAAGUCGAGGUACCACUAUAAUUCAUUUCAGUAUGAAUUUAGUUUUGCUUGAGAUUUAUUACUUAUGAAUUGUGUAAAUAUGUAUGCUCUGUGCAAGCUUGCCUGCGUAUUCUGUAUUAAGUGUAGAACAAUUCAAAGCAGGCUCUCUGCAAUAUGUUUAUCGCAGCACGGACUGCAAGUUGGAUAUUAUAUCACAGGGAAAGCCUUCAAAGGAAAAGCUAUUUUGUCCCUUGCCACAUUGUGAUGUGGAAAUUACCAUGGUCCCGUGUACUGAGAGUGAUCUGGAACAACAGUGCCUUCCACAAAGCACAAUCUGAAGCUUCCAGGCAGCGGGACUGGCAUAAUGUCUACAGCCCUCUGACUCGAGAGCUUCACUGCCACAAGCUUGUACUCAAUGACUCUUCUGUCUUCUGUUCACCGAGCUAAUUAACUUUCCUUCUUAAUUCUUACUGCUUUUUCUACUCCUACUUGUGUCCAGUCUACAGUCUGAAAGAGCAGAGUCCCAGCAACGCCACUUCUCUGGCCAUGAUGCAGGAGCCACAGGAAGUGGUGGAGGAGACGGUCACCAUCGAGGAGGAUCCUGGGACCCCGACUUCUCAUGUUUCUGUUGUCACCUCUGAUGAUGGGACCACACGGCGCACAGAAACUAAGGUGACCAAAAUGGUAAAGACCGUGACCACACGAACAGUACGCCAGGUUCCUCUUGGUCCUGAUGGCUUACCCAUGCCCGAGGGUUCGUCCCCAUUGGGAAGUUACACCGACUCCAUUGACCGGCGCUACAUGAAGAACGGUGGCGAUCGCUUCAUUACUCCUCAAGCUUCAUCCACCCUUACCCGUUCCUACAACAACUCCUACAAUGAUUCCUAUGUUGAAACGCCCGAGAGUCAGUACAUCCGCCACUAUGGUCUGCAUGACGGCUACACUGACUUGACAGACAACUACGGCAGCCUGUCACGAGGCAUCAACUUUCGGCCACCUCGCUACCCCUACAUGCCCAACAGCUACCGGCCAGAGAACAGUUAUACACUGCCAAUUCGUAAGGAUGACUAUGGUCACGUGGCCCAACCCCAGGUGCCCAUGGGGAGCAGCACUGUGGACCUGAAUCGCUCGCAGCCGGAGCGCUUUCAGCCCGAACCAUAUGGUCUGGAAGAUGAUCGGCGUAGCUUUGGCCCAGAGGAUGAGGAGCCAUAUGAGCUUGAGCCUGACUAUUCUACUGCUAACCGACGCACACUAAAAGCACCCAACCGGGGUCGCACCCACCGGGAACCUCUUCGUGAUGUGCCCAGAGUCAGAGGCUACCCAGACGAACCCAUUGACACAGAACUGAUAGAUGAACGUCACCCUUACAUCCACGGCAUGUAUUCGGCACCAUUAGCCCAGCCAGAGCGAGGGAGCAUGGCCAGUUUGGACCGCAUGGGCGGCCGGCGCUCACCCUCGAUUGACAGCAUCCGUAAGGAUCCACGUUGGCGUGACCCAGACCUUCCGGAAGUCAUUGCCAUGUUGGGCCAUCCCAUCGACCCCGUCAAGUCCAACGCUGCAGCAUAUUUACAGCACCUGUGCUAUGAAAACGAUAAAAUCAAGAAGGAUGUCCGUCAACUGAAGGGAAUUCCUGUCCUGGUGGGACUCUUGGACCAUCCCAAGUCUGAGGUCCAUCGCAAGGCUUGCGGUGCCCUACGCAACAUCUCAUACGGCAAGGACAAUGACAAUAAGGUGGCGAUUAAAAACUGUGACGGAAUCCCUGCCCUCAUCCGACUCCUGAGGAAGACGAAUGACAUGGAGGUUCGAGAGCUCAUCACCGGAACUCUUUGGAACCUGUCCUCCUAUGAACCCUUGAAGAUGGUGAUCAUCAACCACGGCCUGCAAACUAUGACCAACGAGGUCAUCAUCCCACACUCUGGUUGGGAGCACGAACCAAAUGAGGACUCAAAGCCACGAGACGCAGAGUGGACCACAGUCUUCAAGAACACAUCUGGGUGCCUAAGAAAUGUAAGCUCUGACGGGGCGGAGGCUCGACGCAGACUGAGGGAGUGUGACGGACUGGUGGACGCUCUGCUCCAUGCCCUUCAAUCAGCUGUAGGGAAGAAAGAUAUGGACAAUAAGUCUGUGGAGAACUGUGUCUGCAUCAUGAGGAACCUGUCUUAUCAUGUCCACAAAGAAGUGCCGGGGGCCGAAAGGUUCCAAGACCCAUCAGCGCCGCAGGCCCCGGGCUCUGCAGGGCCACAUAGGAAGAAGAAGGACGAUGCUGGUUGCUUUGGAAGCAAGAAGGCCAAAGAGGAAUGGUUUAAUCAAGGUAGAAAAAAUGGUGAGAAUGACAAAAACUAUGACACAUUGGAUCUUCCCAAGCGUACUGAGCCAUCAAAAGGUUUUGAGCUGCUGUAUCAGCCAGAGGUAGUGAGACUCUACCUGUCUUUGCUGACAGAGAGUCAAAACUACAACACCCUAGAGGCCGCUGCUGGAGCUCUGCAGAACCUUGGUGCCGGACAGUGGACUUGGUCUAACUACAUCCGCGCCACCGUGCGUAAGGAGAAAGGGCUCCCCAUCCUGGUGGAGCUGUUGCGAUCCGACUCCGACAAGGUGGUCCGAGCUGUGGCCAUCGCCCUUCGCAACCUCUCCAUUGAUCGUCGCAACAAGGACUUAAUUGGAAGCUACGCCAUGCGGGACUUGGUCAGUAACUUGCCCAGUGGACAGCAGCGACCAGCCAAGAACUUGGAAGAGGACACCGUGGUCGCCAUCCUCAACACCAUCCAUGAGAUUGUCACAGACAGCUCCGAAAACGCUCGCUCUCUCAUCCAGGCGCAAGCCAUCGAGAAGCUGGUGGCCAUCAACAGGACCAGCCAGUCGCCCAGAGAAACGAAGACAGCAUCCCAUGUGCUGCAGACUGUGUGGAGUUAUAAGGAUCUAAGGAACGCCUUGACAAAAGAUGGCUGGAACAAGAGUCAUUUCCAGCCCACAGUGACGGCAACGCCUAAAGGAACCAAGAAUGGCAAGCCGGGUUACGAUGACACGACACUGCCACUGAUGGAGAAGAACCAAGGUCCACCUCAACAUACUUGGAUCUAUUUGGCAGAAAGAGAUGGUUACUCCACCAUUGACCAGAGGGACAAAGACUGCAAAUACAAGACAGGGGACAGUUCAGUGGACCUGACAGAACGGGAGCCAUUAAAGAAUGACACAAGUAAGAAACACUAUAUCAGAAGUAACAGGCCUGCGGUCAGUCUGGUGGACGCUUGUGAUGUUAAGCCCCAGCCUGUUGAUUCCUGGGUCUAAAUGCAUGCAUGGCUUAAAGCAGCGACAGCGUGACACAACAGGAGGAUCUCUCACAUUACCACUGCCAUUUCAUACAGAGCUCAUGUUGGGAGCUGAACUUUGUACAGAUAGAAGAUUUUAAAAAUAAUACAGAUGAUCACAACAGCGACCAGCAUAAAAAAAAGAAAAAAAUAUAUAUAUGAAGUGACUAUUCCUACUGCUUUUACAUUUCUACAUUCCCACUGGACAGCGUGUGAAUUCUACAGUUUGGAGCGCCACAGUACCGGUGACAUGAAGGCACCCUGGGGGGGAUGGUUGUGACAAAGUAAGGUGGGGGACGUGAAUGGGAGAACGGAAUGUGUAGUGAAAAGGAAAGAAUGCCAAGAAGGAAUAAUUCAGCUAUUUCAAUUUGUUGUGUAGCUUUGUGUGAUUUUUGGGAAGGGGAUUGGAUUGGCGUGUUUGAAAGUCGCUGGAUGUCAGAUGGGGGAGGGGUGCUAAAGAAAAGGGAGGAGCUUUAGCAGAGUAGAUAAACAUGGACACUCAAGUCAAGGCUGAAUUAUACUACGGCGCCCUCAUCUUUAUAUACUAGCUCCUUGGUGUGAGCUGCAAUUCCGUACCAAAACUCUAGUGGGCAGUGUUUAGUAGUGGAGCAACAUCCACGCUAGAGCCUCGCUUUACACAGGAGUUCAAUUCCAGAAAAUCAUAGGCAUGGCACAUGGCAUUGACCCGAGUUAUGUGUUUAACACUUUUUAAAGUAUAAAAUGUAUUUUGUAUUUAUUAGUGAUGAAUGGGGCUGCACGGUGGACGAGUGGUUGGCGUGCAAGCCACACAGCUAGGAGACCCAGGUUCAAUUACCCGCUCGACUUUGCAUGUUCAUGGUUUUCUACGGGUACUCCGGUUUCCUCCCACAUUCCAAAAACAUUAAACGGUAAAUGUUUAAUUUUCGAGCUGCACGGUGUUCGAGUGGUUAGCGCGCUGGCAACACAGCUUGGAGACCCAGGUUCAAUUCCUAAAUUAAGUAUGUCAAACCAUAAAAAUGACUAAAUUAACUGAAAUACAAGUCAUUUAGAAUAUGCAUUUAAAGACAUUAGGUUGAUAUGUAAUAUUUUACAUUGGUCACUAUGUUUCAAUAUUGUUGUUGUAAUGUUAGCUAUGACACACAAGCACCAGACUGAUGAUUUUUGGAACAACGGCUUUUGUAGCAGGUUUGAAUUGAACGGUAAAUGUUUAAUUUUCGGGCUGCACGGUGGACGAGUGGUUAGCGCACAGGCCUCACAGCUAGGAGACCCAGGUCCAAUUCCUAAAUUAAGUAUGUCAAACCAUAAAAAUGACUAAAUGAACUGAAAUACAAGUCAUUUAGAAUAUGCAUUUAAAGACGUGGGGUUGAUAUGUAAUAUUUUACAUUGGUCACUAUGUUUCAAUAUUGUUGCUGUAAUGUUAGCUGAGACACACAAGCACCAGACUGAUGAUUGUCGGAACAACAGCUUUUGUAGCAGGUUCGAAUUGAACGGUAAAUGUUUAAUUUUCGGGCUGCACGGUGGACGAGUGGUUAGCGCGCAGGCCUCACUGCUAGGAGACCCGGGUCCAAUUCCUAAAUUAAGUAUGUCAACCCAUAAAAAUGACUAAAUUAACUGAAAUACAAGUCAUUUAGAAAAUGCAUUUUUAAGACGUUGGGUUGAUAUGUAAUAUUUUACAUUGGUCACUAUGUUUCAAUAUUAUUGCUGUAAUGUUAGCUGAGACACACAAGCACCAGACUGAUGAUCGUCGGAACAACGGCUUUUGUAGCAGGUUUGAAUUGAACGGUAAAUGUUUAAUUUUCGGGCUGCACGGUGCACGAGUGGUUAGCGCGCAGGCCUCACAGCCAGGAGACCCGGGUCCAAUUCCUAGAUUAAGUAUGUCAAACCAUAAAAAUGACUAAAUGAACAGAAAUACAAGUCAUUUAGAAAAUGCAUUUAAAGAUGUGGGGUUGAUAUGUAAUAUUUUACAUUGGUCACUAUGUUUCAAUAUUGUUGCUGUAAUGUUAGCUAUGACACACAAGCACCAGACUGAUGAUUGUCGGAACAACGGCUUUUGUAGCAGGUUUGAAUUGAACGGUAAAUGUUUAAUUUUCGGGCUGCACGGUAGUCGAGUGGUUAGCGCACAGGCCUCACAGCUAGGAGACCCGGGUCCAAUUCCUAAAUUAAGUAUGUCAAACCAUAAAAAUGACUAAAUGAACUGAAAUACAAGUCAUUUAGAAGAUGCAUUUAAAGGCAUUGGGUUGAUAUGCAAUAUUUUACUAUGUUUCAAUAUUGUUGCUGUAAUGUUAGCUACGACACACAAGCACCAGACUGAUGAUUACCGGAACAACAGGCUUUUGUAGCAGGUUUGAAUUAUCUCACAAAAGGCACAAUAAUCCCUAACACAGACUAUUAUUGCGGCUGUAACUCACACCACACUAAAAUUCAACUCUGAACCCCUGAUGUCACUUCCUGUCUACUCAACUCCCCUCGACAAACACAAGCAUGAGUCUUAUGUAUGUCUUAACUGGCUUAUUUUAUGUUAUUUUAGCUACUAUAUCGGGUAAUAUGAGUGGAAAUGUGAAUAUAGGGGUGCUAUUUUAUGUCUAGAGGGCUCUAAUAAUGUUAACAACCACAUUUAAACGGUCCUGAACAGGUUUUCUAUGCUCUAACUACAAAAGUAUUCAAUUUAUAAAUAACGACUCCCACUUCGCAGAAAUCAUAUCAAGCGUAGCAUAAUUCAGCCUUUUCUUUUCAUUUUCUUCACUAUUUAAAAAAAAAGUGCACUGACAUGCUUUGGAAUCAUUGGUUGAUUGUAUAACGGGAGGAUUCUGCAGGUUGUGCUCUGAGCAAAAGAAAGUGACGGCAAGACACAACAAAGACGUUUAAAUGAAACGACAACACAAGAAAUGAGUAUCACAUGACAACACACUUGCUGGGCUUUUCUGAUUUGUGACUCUUUGUCAGUGAUGUGUAUUAAACAAAUAUAAAGAUAUGUCUUUUGGCAAGGAAUAUGGUCAUUUUGGUCAAAAAUAGAACUAAACUGUUUUUUUUAUGUUGGUCAACUUUUACAUUAAUGUAUGUUAUGGUAAAAAAAAAGACAUCAAUGAAUACCUUAUUAUUUGGAUAAACAUCAUGCUCAUUAAUAACAUACAUGUGUCACAUAUAGUCAAUUUUUGCAGAUCAUCACGUAUUUAUAUUUUGAAUGUGUUGUUUCCAAGGGCAAAGAAAGAAAUGAAACUGAUGAUUAUUUUUCUUCUCACUUAAGAGAAAUGCAUGACAAAAAACAGUGUACAGAUGUCCAUAUUCUUUUCAAGUGCCAGUUUUUUUUUUUGUUUCUGUGGUUUCACCCUAUUAUUGACAUGCAGCAAGAUACAAUCCAAAUGGAUGUGAAUGGUUUGACGCAUAAUGAAGGAUCACACUGUAAAAAAAAAAAAAAAUCAAGUAUGAAAAGGUCAUAUAGUAUAUAUUUUUGCAAAGUUUCAGGGUUGGUCAGUUAGACUUUGGAAAGACAGCGUGAAAUGGAAUCAUAUUGCAUCAUAUUUUUCCACACACAACUUUGAUGGUCGUUUCAACAGUCUAGUUGCCCAUAAAACGGAGACGGAAAAUUUUUGUAUCACUUGUACGUCAUCCUGGCGAAUGGCAUGUGCCUGCAUUGACGUUUUUUCUUUGUGACGUGAUUUUAUAAGAGCUUGCAUAUUUUACACAGUGUUUACAAAGGUGUGUGCUAUGGUAAAACUUAAUAAACUAUAAAAAAAAAUCAAAUAAAACAACCUGUAUCAAUAAGUCCAGAGUUAAAAAAUAUAACACCCAACGUCCCUUUUGUUGAUCCUCAGAAGUGUGUGUUUUCAUCUUAAAAAAUACAUGUGACUGUGGCUGUUCUUGACUGCCUCUGCAGCACCAAAGCAACCAAAGGCGUCGUAUUAAUUAACAUGAACUGAAGCGUGUAUUGGUUGUGUGAUGGUGUGCAUUUAUGAAAUGAAGCGCUGGUAAACAAACAGGAACGCGGACACACAACAUGGAAUCAAGCCUACCAGUCGGUGUAGAUAUAACUGAUUCAACUUUGUCAAAAUAAAAGUCAGUGUACUUCUCAGUAGCAAGAUGUGUUUGUACCUAUCAUGUGCCUUAAUCUUUUCCAUGCUAGAUAAAGAUGUGUGUUUUUGUAUAACCUUAUUCCUGCCCGCUCUUGUACGGUGAGGGAGAUGUUUUUUUUUUGAUCCCCUGCUGAUUUUAUAGGUUUAUUCAUAAAUAAAUUUGCAUUUGAUUGAGAGAAAUAAAACAUAAAACCUGGUUAGCUCUAAUAAUUUUGGGGCUGUUGCUUGGCAUCCAUUCCCUCUAAAUCCCUGUAACCUCGGUCAUAUGUUUUGGGUUCAUGGUCAUUCACGAUCCAUGAUCAGCAGAGGAUCAAAUAGUUAUUUCCUCCACUGUAUCACAAAGUUAUCAUCCAUGCAAUGCCCCCCCCCCCCCCCCACACACACACACCUUCCCCCAAUUUGUAGUUUAGACUGUGGGUUUCUGCCUUGUAAAGCAUUGUAUUUUAAAGUUUUACAAAUGUUAGGGUCAAAUCAAAAAUGGUUUUAAUUUCCCUAGAGGAGUGAACUUGUUCAUGCUUUAGUAGCGAAGCAGAAGCGAUGCCACAGUGACAGAAUGUAUGACUUUAAUCUGACUAAUACCCCAGAUGCAGAUAUUACACUUGUUAAACAUAACACAAACAUGCUGGUUUGUAGAGUAAGUAUACAUUUGGUGUGUUUU
Messenger RNA from Doryrhamphus excisus (bluestripe pipefish), 11767 nucleotides. It is a transcript of the gene arvcfb, whose product is annotated as ARVCF delta catenin family member b. NCBI's taxonomy places the organism in Eukaryota, Metazoa, Chordata, Actinopteri, Syngnathiformes, Syngnathidae. Gene Ontology annotation, cellular component: cytoplasm; nucleus; adherens junction. Gene Ontology annotation, molecular function: protein binding. Gene Ontology annotation, biological process: cell-cell adhesion. The record is from RefSeq and is a predicted model, not a curated record.